Molecule: messenger RNA, 4799 nt
Organism: Microplitis mediator
Lineage: Eukaryota; Metazoa; Arthropoda; Insecta; Hymenoptera; Braconidae
Exons: 4
Coding region: 144-4364 (1406 amino acids)
Source: RefSeq, a predicted model, not a curated record
UUCCGCCGCCAUUUUAUGUCAGAAAGAGAUAAAAAAUCUAACCGUUGUUUUGUUGUUGAUAUAAUUAUUUUAUAUAUAUAAAUAUAUAUUUAUUUAUUAAUUAAAUUAAUUAAUAAUAAUAAAUGUAUAGGUAAUUUAUUAAAAUGUCUGUUUAUGUGACAGUUAAUCCAGUAUGUGUACGUCGAGAAAAAAGUUUGCUGUCAGAUCGUGAGCAAAUAAAAAAAUUCGAACGUGAACGUCGUCGGAGGUUACGUAUUGAGCAGGUGAGGCAGCAGUCAAAAGACAUAUCAAGUAAUUUAUUAGAGCGUACGAAAGAUAUCGCGCGCAAAGAAUUGGAUCAGUUGGAAAAAAAUAAAGAUUCUGAGCUCCGGCGUAUGCACAAUAAAAAAAUAAAUGAAAUACACCAGCGGUAUCAAGAUGAAAUGGAUAAUAUUGGAUUAGCACAUGAUUCUGCGACGAUCCAGCCCCAGUCUCAAGUCAUUUUGGAGGCUGAAAAAUAUAGAAAUAAUGUUGCGGCUGUCGAACGUGCCAAGGAAGCUAGUCAACUGAUAAAUCAUAAAAGAAAUGAACCUUCCGCUGCUUCCAAACAGCAUCAACGAUUACGGAAGGUCCGUGAGGUUGAAAAUGUAAGAUCAGCUAUUAUUUCAAGUCUGCCGGCUAAAGCAACUCGUGAUCCGCCAGUAACUUCAGUUAAAAAACGUAAAACUGUUAAAAAAUCACCAGUCAAAACCAGAGUUAAAUCCCCACAACAAGUUAUCGUUGAGAUACAUCAAGAACAGCAGGAAUCAGAGGAUGAUAUUAGCCAACCAGCUGAUACCGUCGCAAAUGAAUGUCUCUGUGCUGAUUGUUGUACUUGUAUUUACUCAAAGCAAAGUGAUUUUAAAUACAAUCCUGAUGAUUAUCGUCAGCGACCUCAUGAUCAUGUUGAUUUAGUCAGUACUACAUCAGUCAGUGAUGAUUCUUCAUAUUUUUCCGACAUUCCUCCACAAACUACAUCAAUACCAACUACUAAAUCUACUACCAGACCAACUACGAGUUCUAGAAGCAAAACUCCAGGGACUCGUGAUAAUUCAAAUGUUGUUGAAAGAAUAAUUAGCGUUGAAGGUGAAUUAAAUGCUCAAGAUGCUGCUCGGGAAGUUGCAAAAGAAAUAAUUACACAGAGUAAUGAUAAUGUUAAUAAAUCCAGACGACGUGGUGCUGAUGCUUUGCUCAGGGAAAAAGUUAAACGUGAUUACAAUAAUUUAAUUAAAAAUUUAGACACUUUGUCGCGGGAAGAAAAAAAAUUAAAAGCUUCUAAAAUAAAUGACGCUGAGAUACGAAAAUCUAAUGAGUAUCGGGAACGAGAUCGUGGGAAAGCUCAAGCUGAGUUGAGAACAAAAAGAAUCGAAAAAGCAAGACAGAAACUGAUGGAUCAUGACUUGGAUGCAAUUUUACCGGAUCAACGACAGAAUCAAGUGGCUGAAAAAAUAAUAACUUUGCCGCGUAAUAAAAAAACUUCAAAGUCUCCAGUUCGAGCAUCUUGGGAACUUCCGGUUUCUGAUCCUCAAGAUCAGAUUUAUCCAAAAAAUCAAGACAAACGUAAAGAAUCAUCACGUGACGAACAAAUUUUGGAAAUGUUGGAAAAAGUUGAGAGACAAAAAAAAUUAUUGCUGUUAGAAUUUGGUGCUUCGUUGCCAAAUGAUAUUUUUGACGCCAGCAUGACUCCACUUUUUAAUAAUAUCAGUAAUAAAAGUAAAACUGUUGAAGAUUCGACAGAUCAAUUAUCAAAAACAGUACCAGCACCAGUACCAAUACCAGUACCAGAAUCAUCACCAGCACCAAUACCAGAACCAAUACCAACAAGAAAAGCUUCACCUGAAAUCCAAGUAAUAAAUUUAUCCAACGCGUCAGAUAAAAAAAUAAAAUUACGAAAAGACAAAAUAAAUAAAAAAGUUAAAGCUUUGGAUAGAAAUGAAAUAGCUGUCCAGACAUCUAGGCACGAAGAAGAAGGCAAAGACAAGAGUAUCCAAGUCGAAAUAUCACCAGAGAGACCAUCAAACCAAAAAAACAUUCCCGAUCCAGUAAAUACGUCGGAGAAACUCGAGUACGUUGAGCCGAUCGUUACAAUUAUAACUCAUCCAGACACACCGAGCAACAGCGACCUGUCACGUCGUAGCAUUGUCAUAAAUGUAGGAAAUGGUAAAAUCCAAGUGAGCUCACCAUCUAAGAGCAAAGAUCCCUCUCCUAAAAUUCGUCCAUUAUCGUCCAGUGGAGUUGAAUCUCCUACCAAAGAGUUGCCUUAUAAUUCAGCGCCAGCUUCUCGUGUCACUAGUCCGUCACUGCGUCAAGAUUCAAGUUCUCAAGACUCUCUAGAUAUUAAUGACAGCAAACGAAAUCACCGUCAACAUAAAAAUAAACAAAAAAAAUAUGAAAAAAUAAAAAACAAUAUUGUUUAUGAAAAUAAUUCACAAGCUUCUUCAUCGUACGCAAGUCUAGCGGCAAUAAAACCAAGUUCUAAUUUAUCUGUUCUCAGUAAUAUUACUUCGAUACUUGAACUAUUGGACUUGUCAACCAAUGACAGUAUUAGAAAUAAAUUUUCGGCCCUAAAUAUAUCACCGGUCUCGACUCCAGAGACUCCAUCACCUAGAAUAAUGAACGUACCAUCAAAUAUACCCUGCCCUGAACGUAUUGCUAAAAUUUUAGAGUUUAAUGAUCAAGUUGAUACUGAUGACAACACUCUGUCAUUGAUAAGCCGUAUGUCAGAGUGUCCAUGUGGUAGCGCUAAUUGUCAGCAACGUAAAAUGUCUCAAGACCCAAUAGAGCUCUCUGACUAUGAAGUUGAACAGUUGAGACGAUACCAGCAAGAGCAAGAGAAAUGCAUUCAAAAAAUUAAUAAACUGGAUGCUCUUAUUGACCAGAAUCGCAACCAAGCUGAGACUAAUUUUUCAACAAAUUUACAUAAUAUCAAGCAGAUGACAAAUGCCGUUCGGAAUAUUCAAUCAAAAAUAAGUUCAACGGUACGCGAAAAUCUGAAUUCAAAUAAAGUUGAUCCAGCUUUUGAAUCUACUACUCCAGUAACGUCACCUGUUCAACAAAAAAUAAAAGUAAAGCCUAAAAUAAUUAGCAACGAACCGGCAAAUUAUGAUCUGAGUAAAUUUAAAAAAUUUAAACAAUCAAAAGAUAGUAAAUCUGUUUCUAAUGAUGACAAUAUGGUCGCUAAAUUAUCUCAAGAAAUUUUGGAGCAGAGCAAAAAAGUUGAGGGAUUCAAAAAACCGUCACCACCCAAAGAGGGAAAUGAUUUUGUUCGAAUGCUUGCUGAUUUACCGCAAGUUCCAAUGGAGAAUGGACAUGACGUAGAAGCCCACGUCAGAUUUCCAACAAGACCAGUGCUGCCGCAUGAUUUAUCAACAAUUGAAGAACUGGAUACUCCGGAUACUGGAAACCAAAGCCAGAGGAGUGUAAGGAGUCCGGGAAAAUUGAUAAGAGUUUUAUCUCAAUCGGCUAAUACGCCGCAAAAUCGUCUGGUUAACGGUAAUGAUUUGAAUACUAAAAAUAAUUUUGGUAUUUCUGAUAAUUUAGGUCAGUCGUUCAAAGACUCUGAGAAAGAAUUAGAAAAAAAAUCGUCAAAUGAAAAUAAUAAAUUAACACCAUCAUCAUCAUCGUCGUCAUCGCUUGGUAUUCUGAGUAUUCCAACUUCAAAUAUUUUGACACCCGACGAUCAUGAUAAUAAAUCAGUGGUACCGUUUAAUAAAGUUAAAAAUUCAAAUAAAUCAUCAGAUUCAUUUUUAAUAAAUUGUAGCACAAGAAAUUCAAUUGAAAAUAUAAAAAGUGAUAAAAUAACAUCAACAACAACAACAAGUAGCUCUCAUAGUUUUUCGGGUUUUUCUGGUAUAUCAGAUAUUUUGAGUACUCCAGUAUCAGUAUCAGAUACAGACAUUGGAUCACCACCAGAGAAAAUGGAAGAUUAUUUGAUGGGUUUAGGUCUUGCCUGGCUGAUUCCGAUAGCACGAAAAACUCAACAAGCAAGUGCGUUGAGUUCCUCAUCAAAUUCCGAUAUAACGAUUGCUUUAAAACGAGUAAAAUCACCAUUUAAAAAAUCAUUAGUUAAUGGUAAUUUAGCAACUAAUUGGACUUUGCCAGGAUUCAGUGACGUUUCGUCAAUUUCCAUAAAAGAAACGACGACAAAUAAAAGUACUGAAAAAACAGUGCUGAUGAAAGCGCGUACAUCAACACCAAACAUUCCGAAUUUUUAUUCAUUAAGUGAAAAAUCAAGUUCAACAACGAAAACAACAACCACUAGCACAAGUUCUACUGGUGGUUUUAGUUUACCUGAGCACAGCGACAGUGUCAUUGCAACCAAUUUAUCAGUCUACCUCAAGACUUGACUUAAUAAUCAAUUAUUAUUUUUUAUAUCAAUUUAUAUAGACAUCAAAUUAAUAAAAUUAUCUAUUAUAUAAAAAUAUUUUUUUUUUUUUUUUUUUUUUAUAAUCACCAGUCAAUUGUCACUUUAUCAUGGGAAAAUAUUGUCACAAUUAAAAGUUAAUAAAAAUUUUUUAUUAUCGUGCUGCAGCUUUUACUAAUAUUACAACUUAAAUUACAAAGGAAACUGAAUGCGUGUGUAAGAUUCAUUUAUAAAAUUGCUAAGUUUGAACAUGUCAGUGCGUAUUAUAAAAGAUUAGGUUGGUUAAUUUACAAAGAAAUUCAUUUGAACUUUAAUCAAUUAUUUGAAUCAAAAUUAUAGUUUCUGUUUGUUUUGUUACGUAGGGGCAAUAUUAGACAAGAUUACUUAAGAAUUCCAUAAUGUUGAUCAACAAUAUAUG